AUGAAUACAAGUGAAAAUGAAGCUACAAUUGGAAUUACUCAAAAUCAACUUGCUGAAUUAAUGGACAAGCUUCAACAGGUCAAAUUUGGUCAACACAGUGCAUCAUCUUCUGACACUCAGGCAACUGCCAAUUGUGCUGAUAUAUUCCUACCUCAUUCUGCUUCUUUUCCUAAGCCUACCAAAACUCAUUUCUGGAUCAUUGACUCUGGGGCAUCUGAACACAUGAGUUUUGAUCUUACCAUUAUGACUAAUGUCACACUUCUUGCUAAACCUAUCAAUGUCACUUUGCCUAAUUCUCAAAGAGUUAGAGUCACUCAUGCUGGUCAAGUCACUGUUCAUCCCCAAUUGACCUUACACACAGUCCUAUUUGGACUUUCUUUGAGGAGGCCACUGGUUCUUGGUGAAAUUCAGGCUGGAUUGUAUCUUCUUCAUUCCACUCAUCAACUUGCAGAGUCUUCUGCUCCCCUGCACACACAAAAUAAGACUUUAGUCACUCCAUUUACUAAAUUUGCUACUUUACCUUCAGUAUCUAGUUCUAAUGCUUCUAUGUCUACUUCUGUUGUUUCUUGCACAAAUUUGUGGCAUAUUAGAUUGGGGAAUUUGCCUCCAUCCAGUAUGAAAUACAUUCCUAGUUUUAUGCAGCACAGUUCUAAUGUGACUGAGUUUCCUUUUACUGUUUGUCCAAUGGCCAGACAACAUAAAUUGCCUUUUUCUACUAGCAUCAGUUCUUCCUCACAUGCCUUUGAAUUGAUUCACAUAGAUACCUGGGGUCCUUACAAGACUUCCACUCAUGAUGGUUUUAAUCUUUCAUUUCCAUGGUUGAGACCCAAUUUAACACCAAAAUCAAAAAGAUUGGGUCAGACAAUGCCUUUGAAAUGGGUAGUAGCAUUGUUGCCACUGAUUAUCUUCUUUCCAAAGGCAUCAUUCAUCAGACAUCCUGUGUGGCACCGCCACCCUCAACAGAAUGGGGUUGUUGAGCGAAAGCACAAACACCUUUUGGAAACCUGUAGGGUUUUGCUAUUUCAGUCUCAAGCCCCCAUUUGUUACUGGGGUGAAUGUCUCUUGACUGCUACCUUUCUCAUAAACAGGUUUCCUACUAAACUUCUUAACUAUAAAACUCCUUAUAAGGUUAUGUUUCAUAAGGCUCCUAACUAUACUUUUCUUCGCAGUUUUGGUUGCCUAUGUUUUGCCUCUACUUUAUCCCACCAUAGAGGUAAACUUGAUCCUAGAGCUGAUGCUUGCAUCUUUCUGGGUUAUCCUUAUGGUAAGAAGGGUUAUAAACUACUCAAUGUUCCAACUCGCAAACUCUUUAUCUCCAGAAAUGUUGUCUUUCACGAAACUAUCUUCCCAUUUUCCUUUUUACAAGAUCAACCUCCACCUCUAUUUCAUGUUUCUCCCUCAUCCUGUGAUCCUAUUCCUAUUUCUCCUACUACAUUCUUUCCUCCACCUUCUCCUGCUACCUCUCCUGGUUCUCCCCCUUCAUCUACUCAUGUUAGCCAAUGUACUCCUUCUACUGUAUCUCCCUAUUAUGUUCCUUCUUUGCCUUCUCCUAAUCCCCAUUCUGAUUCUCAUAUUACUUCUUCUUCUCCUACCUUUCAAACUAUUCUACGCAGGUCUUUUAGGGAGCAUAAGGCUCCUACCUACCUAGCUGAUUAUGUUUGUGGAGUUGUUCAUCUUACUGAUGUCUCCACUUCCUGUUUUCUUUCUCCUGUACUUCCACAACAUUUUUCUUUUGCUACUCUAUCUCCUUCCAACCAGAAACUCCUAAGCAUCCUACCUCAUAUUCAUGAGCCUAAUUCAUAUUCUGAGGAAACGUCACACCCAGGUUGGCAGGAAACUAUGGGAAAGGAAAUUGAUGCUCUAUUAGCCAAUGAGACUUGGGAAGUUGUUCCUUUACCUGUUGGGGGGAAAGCCAUCCCUUGUAAAUGA
Messenger RNA from Nicotiana tabacum (common tobacco), 1929 nucleotides. NCBI's taxonomy places the organism in Eukaryota, Viridiplantae, Streptophyta, Magnoliopsida, Solanales, Solanaceae. The record is from RefSeq and is a predicted model, not a curated record.